This is a messenger RNA of Eutrema salsugineum, 1323 nucleotides long. Its product is annotated as F-box/FBD/LRR-repeat protein At3g52680. Gene Ontology annotation, molecular function: protein binding. The record is from RefSeq and is a predicted model, not a curated record. Lineage: Eukaryota; Viridiplantae; Streptophyta; Magnoliopsida; Brassicales; Brassicaceae. Bases 1 to 1323 code for a protein of 440 amino acids. The transcript has 4 exons.
AUGCACCCAAAAAUUGUUGGUGGAACCUUCAAGAAGAAACGAAGCGUUAACAUGACAACAGAUAAGAUUAGUGAAUUGCCUGAUGCUUUGCUGCUUCAUAUAUUGUCCUUAAUUCCGACAAUAGAUGUCGUAGGGACAUGUGUUUUAUCGAAACGGUGGAGAUCUCUUUGGAAAUAUGUGCCUAGACUUGACUAUGAUUACCGGAAUGAUAGAAGACUGUCGCACCAAUUUGUUCACAGGUUCUUGAUAUUACAUAAGUCGCAGCAAUUUGUUCACGGGCUUCUAGAGAGUAUGCGACUUAUAGUUGCGUCGGAUUGUGAGGCUUUCGAUAUCGAAAUUUGGAUCGGGUAUGGGGUUGAACAUGGUUUGCGUGAGCUAGAACUCGAUUAUUUCUCGGAGAAAGAAAAUAUCCGAUUGCCUAGUAACAUCUACGCUUGUAAAACACUCGAGGUCUUGAAACUUAAGAACUGUGUUCGCGUAGAUGUUCCUGAUUCACAAGUUUGUUUCAAGUCCCUUAAGAUCCUAAACCUUCAACUUGUGUACUUCAAGGACGAUGAUUCAGUUCGUAAGCUUUUCUCAAGUUGUCCUAAACUUGAAGAAUUGGUUGUUAAACGAUAUAUGGACGAUGUCAUAAACUUCACUAUUGAAGUACCAUCUCUAAAGAGCUUAUCAAUACAUGAUUGUAGCGAUGGAGAUGGUCGAAGAGGGUAUGUGAUAAAUACUCCUUUGAACCACUUGUCCAUUAAAGGACUCAAAGAUUUUGAGUUUUCACUUGAGAAUAUGCCGGAGCUAAGAGAGGCAAAGAUUAUUGAUAUUUUUGAUAUAAAUACUCAUAAGCUUCUCCUACCUCUCGCCUCAUCAGUCAAGCGUCUCUCCUUGUCUCUAUCGCCUUUAGAGACUAGGUACGCUGAUAGUAUUGUCUUUCAUCAGCUUGUAUAUUUGGAGCUAAGUACUAGUAAAACCGAGUGGUGCAAUCUACUAGUGAUUUUGCUAUCUAAUUCUCCUAAUUUAAAAGUUCUCAAGCUCAUGAGAGAUGAGUCAGGGAAAGAUAAUAAGGAGCGCGUGCCUAACCCACAAUUUUGUAGACCGAUUAAAGUUCCUCCUUGUUUGUUAUUGUACCUACAAAGAUUCGAGUGGGAAAGAUACAAUGGAAUACGUGAAGAAGAGAGACAAGUUGCGAAGUACAUACUAAGAAAUGCGAAACAUUUGAAGGAAGCAAAUUUCUCGACGAAAAACUCUAAUUCGAAUGAGAAAUUUGAGAUGUUAAAGGAGUUAGUUCGUAAGCCUAAGGCUUCACCUUCGUGUCAUUUUUUAUUUGAGUGA